Desarmillaria tabescens is the source of this 1725-nucleotide messenger RNA. RefSeq names its product major facilitator superfamily domain-containing protein. The coding region runs from base 1 to 1725 and encodes 574 amino acids. Gene Ontology annotation, molecular function: carbohydrate:proton symporter activity. Lineage: Eukaryota; Fungi; Basidiomycota; Agaricomycetes; Agaricales; Physalacriaceae. Gene Ontology annotation, cellular component: membrane. Gene Ontology annotation, biological process: transmembrane transport; carbohydrate transport. The record is from RefSeq and is a predicted model, not a curated record. The transcript has 21 exons.
AUGCCGGGAGACACGCCAUCGUCUUCACGUCGUCGCAAAGCCAUAUCCAGAACUUCCGGAUGGGCCGGGCUUGUGCGCAAUCGCAAAGUAUUUUCGAUUGCAAUCUUUGCCUCUCAGGGAGGACUGCUCUAUGGAUAUAACCAAGGUGUCUUUUCUGGGGUACUUGGGAUGUACACAUUCGAUCAGCGGAUGCGUUCUGCCAUCUCUGAUCCAAGGAAGAAAGGCUGGCUGGUCGCUAUCCUCGAACUGGGCGCUUGGGUUGGUGUUCUGAUGUCAGGUUAUUUGGCUGACAAGUUAUCCCGCAAGUUUACCAUCUUUCUGGCUACUGUCGUCUUUUGUGCAGGGGUUAUCAUUCAGACGGCUGCUAAAGAAUCCUCCUCUAUUUACGGUGGUAGGUUUGUAGCUGGUCUUGGCGUUGGUUCUACUAGCAUGGCGGUCCCACUCUAUAAUGCCGAGCUCGCGCCUCCAGAGGUGCGGGGUAGCUUAGUAGCGCUUCAACAAUUGGCUAUCAUGUUUGGAGUCAUGAUCUCCCUCUGGAUCGAUUAUGGGACAAAUUACAUUGGGGGCACCGGAGAAGGACAGAGUGAAGCAGCGUGGCGAAUUCCCCUUGCCCUUCAACUAGUUCCUGCUAUCAUACUUGGAUAUGGAAUCAUCUUCAUGCCAUUCUCACCUAGGUGGCUGAUCAACCAAGGACGAGAUGACGACGCCCUUGCCGUGCUUAGCAAUCUUCGCGCCCUUCCAAAGGACGAUGAUCUGGUUCGCAUCGAGUUCCUCAACAUAAAGGCGCAGUACCUGUUCGAGAAAGAGAUCUCUGAAGCAAGGUUCCCUCAAUAUCAAGAUCUUUCAUUCGUAUCCCAAUUCAAGUUAGGUUUACAUGGUUAUUUGAGCCUGAUUCUUGAUCGGAGUGGGUUCUAUUUUUCAUGCCCGUAUAUUAAUUCUAAGCCAUCACAAGAUUUGCUGUGGCGUGUCACUGUCGGCUCACUAACCAUGUUCUUUCAACAAUGGACCGGAGUCAACGCUAUUUUAUAUUACGCCCCUAGCGUAUUCAAAUCUUUAGGUCUAACGGGGAAUACUCUAUCUCUUCUCGCGACAGGUGUUGUUGGCAUCAUUACUUUUUUGGGGACGAUUCCAGCUGUCCUGUUCAUUGAUCAGCUAGGACGGAAGCCCGUCCUUGUCUCCGGCGCUUUUCUUAUGGCUACAUGCCACUUCGUCAUUGCCAUUUUGACUAGUAUAUUCCACAACAGCUGGCAGAGCCAUACAGCUGCUGGAUGGGUAGCCUGCGCCUUCGUUUGGAUUUUCGCCUUGGGCUUCAGUUACAGCUGGGGUCCUUGUAGUUGGAUCAUCAUCUCUGAAAUAUUCCCCCUGAGUGUUCGAAGCAAAGGCGUGUCCAUCGCUGUUUCUUCGAAUUGGAUGAAUCACUUCAUAAUCGGUCAGGUAACGCCAUCGAUGCUUCAGCACUUAGUAGGAUACGGGACUUUCGUCUUCUUUGGAAUCUUCUCCUUCCUAGGAGGCUGCUUCAUUAUGUUCCUAGUUCCAGAAACGAAGGGAAUAAGUUUGGAAGAAACGGAAGUAUUGUUCGGUAAUGUCACGAAUUUGGCCUCAGAGGAUCUCCGCCGUAUCGAAGACAUCCAUAAGCGCCUUGGCUUAAUUGUUGGAAAUAUUGACGAGAAGCACGAUGAAGAAGCUGGCAAGGUGUCCUAUGACGAGAACGCAGGGAAGAACUAG